UAUGUUUCAGCGACCCGGCAGUGCCGCAGUGCCGUCCGUCAGCGACUUUGUCGUCAGAGCCCCGAGAUGCAGUGAGUCCGGUCGCCGAGGUCCAGCGACGAUCCAGGAUAGGGAAGCAGGCAGUUGGACGAAACUAUGACGAGAUAUUGGUUAAACGUUGCCUUAAUCAGGAUUAUUUUACCUGUGAUCCUAAUAGCAUGUGCAUUAUGGCGACCAGUAGGCCUGUCGCUGGUAUACCUGGCACUUGCGUUCGUUUCACCAUUUGUGCCGGUGCCGACAUACAACUCCAUGCACGGUCACACCGGACUUUUUCUAAAGAUCUGCAUAGGCCUCAGUUUCAUCGUUUCCGUCACUCAGUUAACGUUCCACGUAGUCCUCUUGGCUCUCCCUCCUUAUGGGCAUUUUUUAAAAAAUUGCGAUUUCGUCGAAAAACUUGUGAGGCACAUUGGCCUCGUGAGAUUAGAUGAUGCGUCGCUAUGGGUAGUAUUCUUUUGGCUUACACCAGAGAUCAUUGUAUUGCCAUCAAGUGUAUUUAUUUAUUAUUUAUGCCGUCGAUUUGUCAACUCUCCACUCGCAGACGAUGAUGAUAAUGCUUCGCUACAACGCUUUCUAAAGAAAUCCAAAGAGCGAUCAUCCAAGAUAAUAAAUUUUCUGGGUGGUAUCGGCACCUACAUCGUCUUAGUGGCCCUUUGCUGUACAGCCUCUUUGAAGCCCUCGAUCGAGGGUGCUUUGUAUUUCGUCGUGUUCAUCGGCUCGGCAACCUGGUGGGCCUUUCACCGGGAGCUGCGUCAUGGUUUCGCCGUCAUCUGUCGGCUCCUAAUGGCCAUCGUCGCCGUGCACAUCGUUGUGCUACUGUCCUAUCAGAACCAAUGGCCCCAGGAGUACUUGCCAAUCAAUAGUACUUGGGUCAGGUAUUUUGGCUUGGGAGCCAUUUACGAGACUAGCUGCAUCGACCCAAGAAAUAUAAAAUACAUCAAUAAUAGCGACUGGUCCAUCUACGCCGACUCCAUUAGGCUAUUUUUGCUUUACUUCGUAUUAGCAUUGCAGUCAAUAUUUCUGUUCAAGAAGCCGGCUAAGCAAAGAACGCGCCUGAGUGGCAAAUUGGAAACGCUGGACACGCCAUUGUCGCGACAUGUAUCCAUUCGUAAACGAACACCGUCACAACGAUGGCAAUCUGCACGGCGUAAGGCUCGAUUGAUGAGAUUUGGAUCGGGUCGCACAGGAUUACUCCAAGAUUCUACUGGAAGUGUUAUUGUGCAGGAUGGACAACAGGACGAUAGCAUUCAACUGCAAUCGCUGAGCGAAGGUGCAUCGGAGGAGAAACCAGGUAUUCUUGAACACGUCAUCAUGGCAGUUUUUUCUAUUUUCCAGCUCAUUGUAAAUUCAUCGUACUUGGCUACAAAUAUCAUCAUGAUGACUUGGAGUAUCAUGUACCAUAGUUGGACAACUUUUGCCUUAUUAUUGUGGGCAUUAGUCCUAUGGAUGGUGCCAUAUAAAAGAGCCUCAAUGAUGAAAUGUUCGCCGUUUAUUGCUUUUUAUUCAACGCUUUUACUUCUGAUUCAAUAUGUUUAUAGUAUGGAUUUAACUGAAGAAGAAUUGCCUACAAUUAUACAUGGAAUAAAAAUGUCAGAUAUUGGAUUUAAGAAAACAUCUGAAUUGAGCUGCUGGCAUCUCAUUGUGAAGAGCGUAUUCAUGAUAAUGUUUUGGAUCACGAUGAGGCAAUACAUGGCCGAGAAGAUGAGGAAAAGGAGAUCAUCGACGCUACGUGACAUGGUCGCGCCUUUACAUGUGUCGGUAUCUACGGCAACAACUGCAAUGAAUAAUCAAUCCGAGCCAGAAAUAAAAAGCGAAUUUAUGAAGAACGUGGGAGUUGUUAUAAAAAAAUUUUUAACAAAAUUUUGGAUUGCUGUAGUAGCCGUAAUGCUAUUCACUAGCGGGAUUACCGGCGAACGUAUGACAGUUUUCCGCAUUGUCUACAUGUCAUUAUUUUUGUUAUUUAUCAUUACAUUUCAGAUAUCUUGGGUCGUAUGGAGAAAAAUGAUGUACGGAUUUUGGAUUGCUGUCAUUGGAUACUCAGUUAUAAUGCUAAUUCUAGUUUAUACAUAUCAGUUCCCAGAUUUUCCUGAAUAUUGGGAAAAAUAUCUCUAUAUUUCGAAAAAUUUGCAAGAAGACAUUGGAUUAAUUACGUAUGAUACUAAAGAUUUAUUUGUUCGACUUCUCACUCCGACAUUUUUUGUAAUAAUUACCGUUUUACAAAUUCAUUAUUUUCAUCAUGAUUUUCUAGAAGUUACAAAUAUGAAAAGAGUUGUUGGAAUGUCGGUCAGAGAUGAUUUAAACAAAUCAGGCAGUACGAUUCCCACUGUAUUUUCCAACGAAGUUUUGACAGCAGCGCAGAAUGUCAGUGAAAUACAUGUAUAUACAUUAAAAGAACUGAAGCAGAUGUCAAAGAUAGAAAGAGUUGCACUUAUAAAGAAAAUAUCGAAAUAUCUUUAUAAAUUUUACAAUUGCCUUUGGCUGUUUUUAGAAAUACAUAUGCCGAAAAUUAUUUUUGUUUCUUUCAUUCUACUAUGUAUACAUGAUGUAUGCGCUAUUAACUUUAUUUUCAUAAUUUCUGUAGUUAUUUCAAUUAACUUAAGACGCAACAUACAGAUUUUGAUUAUAAAUAUAAUGGCUGCAACUGUAGCUGUUCUGAUGGUAAUAAAGAUGCUUUAUCAAAUUGACUAUAUAAAGCAUGAAGAUUGGGAUCGCAAUUGUACAGAACGUAUUAAAGGAAACUCCACGCAGAAUGAAACGAAUAUAAUAAAAACUUACAACAUGGCAGAGUGGAUAGGCAUGCAAAAAGUUGACGAUAGUAUAAAGUUACCAAAACUUCUUGAUGGUUACAUAGGCAUAAUAACCGUAACAACUUUGCGUGCGAUAAUCUCCAUACGUCAAUGGUUUUAUCGUCAUAAAAUGCACCAACCGCUCGAAACUCCUCUGAUUAUGUUCCCAAAAAUAAAACGAGCAGAUGCAGAUGAGGGCCUUUUACCAUGUUUAAAAUUUUUUUGCAAUUACGGCUUUUACAAAUUUGGUCUCGAAUGUUGUUUGAUGGGUAUCGUCGCGUUCAUUGGAACUAGAUUGGAUUUCUAUUCUGUUUUGUAUAGUAUCUGGUUAAUGAUAUUAUUUUCAAUGAAUAGAAAAACUGUUUCAAAGGUCUGGCCAUUCUUCAAGAUGUUCGCCAUCGUAUUAUUGCCAUUACAAUACGCAUUGGUUGUUGCACCGCCUACGUGGCUCUGUAUUGAUUAUCCUUGGAGAAAUUCAGAAGUGUUAAAAGGUUUACAAGAAUGGAUGUAUUUACCUGAUCCAGAUUCUCGCCCCAAUCCAAAAAAACUUAUGUGUGAUUUUAUAUUAUUGCUAAUGAUAGUUCGUCAAAGUGUGGUAUUUCAAAUAGAAUGGCGUAGUAUAACAAGCGAACAAGAGUUUGUCGCUGGUCAUAAUUACUCCGUUUAUAGAGAUAUGGAUAAACCUAACUUCAUUAAUCCAAUUAAAGAUUAUGUAUCGCAUAUACAUAAUUGGCUAGAUGUAUUUAAGAGAGGUAGUAUGAUGAGUUUUAUGUGGAUUACAUUAUCAAUAAUGUUUUUGGCUGGAACGAAGAGGACAAAUCUAUUUUCUUUGGGAUAUUUGAUCGGUGCUUUUAUUUUCUUAUGGCAAGGCAGCGAUUUUUAUCUACGGCCGGUGAAAACUAUUUUGAAGUGGUGGAACAUAUUAAUAGGAUACAACAUUUUUGUUAUAUUCUGUAAAACAAUAUUCCAAGGAAUUGGAUGUGUUUUUAUUCAGAACCUAGAAGCUUACGCCUGCUGGUUUAUUCAAUUGUUAGGAAUUGCAUGUCUCAAGAAAUUCGAAAUUUCUGACGAACAAUUUAAGUCCAGUUCCACAUGCGAAGUGGAUCGUAAGGAUAUUGGAAUGGUUUGGGAUGGACUGUGCUUCGGAUUUCUGUUAAUUCAAAAACGUCUGUUUCGCAGCUAUUAUUUCUUUCACAUUGUUGAUGAGACGAAAGCUAUGAGUAUAUUAGCUUCGCGAGGCGCCGAACUUUUAGAAGAAUUACAUCAGAAACGCAUUUUAGAACAAGAGAACCUUGAAAAAGCGGUAUUUCAAAAGAUCAAGCACAAAAUGGAUAAGAUUAAAGCCAAUCAACGGAAAAUACAUGGACCCAAUUACAAAGAGCCAACAACUCACAAAAUUGAUUCUUUAUAUAGCAGACUCGAUCGGCCGCUGUAUAGACAUCAAUCACCAAAAACUCAUUUGCAGGCUGUGAGAUCGGGAGACUACUAUAUGUUCGAUGAUAUGGACGAUGACGACUUGACUGACUUGUUUCCUGAAAAGGAUAUCUCAGAAGAGGAGAGUCAAUAUCCUGAACGUGAACAGCAAAAUCGCAAAAUGACUGUAUCCGAGCUGAUGAACACGCUGAUAAAAACAGACAUUGAAAUAGCGACGCACGUCGCGUUGUUUGGAGGGACUCAAAAGGACGCCAUGAAAAUACGUCGUAGGAGUGUGCCGCUGACACGCAAGAAAUCAUCCAUGUCCUAUCUGAGUGCUCAUUCUGAUUCCGACACUGCCGCGACCACCGAUUUACCUGAGCAAUCGACGAUAAAUUACGGCGAUGAAGAUGCAACAGAACGUGAAAUCGAUGAGGAUUUGGAUCAGAUAUCGGCAAAGCAGAACAAAAGCGAUACCAAAUUGAAAGAAGAUGUAGAUGAACACAAGGUGUCUUUUUUAACAUACUUCAAAUUUUUUUGGGCGUUCAUCAAUAGCACCAUGGUGUCCAUGACGAAAUACUUGAAUAAUUAUUCCAAUGAUUAUAGAUAUGUAAGAAUUGUACUUGCCAAGGAGAAGAAACUUUUAAAGGCUAAGCCGGACUUUCGAAUGGGCACGCGACUUGGUAUAAAUCAGAUAUGGCAGCCAUUGCCGAUAGUCAAGCAAAGAUCAUCCACAAAUGGAAAUGCUGAAGAUGAAACGGAAGAUCCAGGUGAAGGAACCAGCACUAAGAGCGAACAAAACAAACAAAGCUCAUUAUUUUCGCGCGACGUCGAAUACGAAGGUGAGGAAAAUGAUGUAGUUUUAUCGGAAGUGGAUCAACCACCAAUCAUACAACUAGCCGCGUCCAUAUGGUUUGGCAUUUUGGCUCACUCGACAUUUCUAUGUUAUUUCAUGGUGUUUUUACAUCAAAUAAAAAAUGCAUCGAUAUUGUCGACUCCGUUACCAUUAAUGGUGUUUCUUUGGGGCUCUUUGACUAUUCCAAGACCAUCGAGAACGUUUUGGGUCACAUUAAUUGCUUACGUAGAGAUAAUCGUGAUAAUAAAAUGUAUUUGUCAACCUGCGUUUCUAUCGUGGAACAAGAAAGAAAUGUCAUCCUAUCCAUUCGAAAUACCUAGAAUUAUAGGAGUAGAACGAAAACCCAAUUAUGCAUUAUGGGAUUUGCUACUUCUAUUAGUCGUUUUCUUUCACAGAUUCAUGCUAAAAUCCUUGGGACAGUGGACGACACCAUUAAUAAAACCUCGGUCCAUAAUCCCAUUAGGUUUUACGGUUGCUACUGUAAAACAAACCAACGAAAUUAACGGAGACAAAAUUGAUACGGUAGCACAGAGUGGGCAACAAAGCAGCUCAACGAAUAGUGCGUUUAAUGAAAUAAAAACUCCAAAAGGAUUGACUCUAAGUUUGCAUGUAAAUGAUGGAGGGAAUAGAGAACUCGAUGUACCACCCGUUAGCGAUAGUGAAAGGAUUGUUGUGAUUCAAGCAACAGAACGGAAUAUUUUAGAGAGCGAUUUUCGAAAAGCCAUGCACAUUACCACUCUUAAAUAUGUCGAACCUAUCAGGAAGUUCUUUUUAGAUAUCCUUGAUCCAUCCGGUAAAGAGAAGACAAAUGUUUACGCUUACAUGUUCCUUUGUGACUUUUUUAAUUUUAUUCUAUUGAUUUUUGGAUUUUCAUCCUUUGGUGCUCAACAAGGCGAUGGAGGAGUAGCGACUUAUUUUGCCGAAAAUCGUGUUCCAAUGCCGUUCUUAUUAAUGUUAUUAUUGCAGUUUGCAUUAAUAGUUAUCGAUAGAGCAUUGUUUUUGAAAAAAUCAAGCGCUGGAAAAUUGAUAUUUCAAUACUGUCUUGUUAUUGGUAUUCACAUAUGGAUGUUCAUAAUAUUACCAAGUGCAACCGAGAGGCAAUUUAAUACCAAAGUAAUACCCCAAAUCUGGUACAUGGUAAAAUGCUUUUACUUACUGUUCGCUGCGUACCAACUGCGCCUUGGUUAUCCUACCAGAAUACUCGGUAACUUUUUAUGUAAAAAGUAUACCCUCGUAAAUUAUACGCUCUUCAAAGGUUUCAUGGUCAUUCCAUUCCUUUUUGAAAUGAGGGCUGUUAUGGACUGGAUUUGGACAGACACGUCUAUGACUGUGAUGGACUGGUUUAAAAUGGAAGAUAUUUUUGCUAAUAUAUAUCAAAUUAAGUGUAUGCGAGGAAUGGAAAGUGAUUACCCACAACAAAGGGGUGUAAAGAAAACUCAGAUAAGUAAAUAUCUAGUGGGUGGUGGUGCACUUUUCCUUAUGAUUGGCAUGAUAUGGUUCCCGCUACUACUUUUUGCCCUUGGCGGCACUGUUGGUAUUUCAAAUCUGCCUUACGAGAUGGAUCUCACCAUUAAAAUUGGUUCUUACGAUCCAAUCUACAAGAUCUCUGGACAAAAUAGUUCAAUAUUUCAAUAUACCGAAAAUAAUUUCAACGAUAUGAAAGAAUUGUACGAGGUUAUACAUCGCGACAGAUCUGCCGUUACGUUUUUGGAAAAUUAUAUAAACACGGAUGUGGCUGUGGUGAAGUUGAGUACUGAAUCUGGCAGUAUUUGGAAUAUUUCGCCACCCGAUAGAAAAAGAUUAAAAGCAGAAUUAAUGUCAGAAAAUAUUGUAACUAUACGUGUAGAGUGGCAAGUAUCGAGGAAACGAGCCUCAAAAGAUGCAUCGGGUGUAACAUCGAACACACGCGACAUUUUCCUUGAACCAUAUGUGAACGGUACGAGCAAUCCAGUGCGACUAAGUUUGAUACAACUAUUAAGCAGAAACGACGAAAGUAACGAAUUAACGGUGAAAAAUGAAACCGAAUUGCUAGUACCUACAAAUGGAGAUGUAAAUCGAUUUACAACUGGUAACAAUAGUGUUAUUUUACGAAAUAUUUUACCGAUGUUCCUUAAAGUUACUAGUAAAUCUAUUACCGUUGUACCACAGUUGAUGCAGCCACUUGUACAUCAUAAAAACAAAUUUUAUCUUGAUGUCGAAGACGAAGAAUCCAAGAGCUAUGUAUAUCGAGAUGCAACGCUAAUCAUAACGAAUAAUUCAAUCAAUCAAGAAUGGUUUUCUAUUCAAGAAUCAUGCAACGACAGUAUUUAUAAUACAUCUUUUAAUGAAAUUCCGUUGAAUGAUUGUUCAUACAUCACUAUGUUCUUGUUCAAUGAUAAAGUCUUCCCUGAGGGUCUUAGUUUUAUCAGUGGCUUAGGAAUAUUCGGAUUAUACACCACAGCCGUUAUACUCGUCAGCAGUUUUAUAAAAAAAAUGGUGAGUGAUAUGGCACCCAAAAUCAUGUUCGAAGAUUUGCCAUAUGUUGAUCGAAUAUUAAGACUCUGCUUGGAUAUUUAUCUUGUACGCGAAAGUGGAGAUUUGUGCCUCGAGGAAGAUCUUUUUGCAAAAUUAAUUUUCCUCUAUAGAUCACCAGAAACAUUAAUCAGAUGGACAAGAUCCCCAGAACCUGAUGAACAAAAGAAUGGAGACGAAGAUGGUGAAAAUUACAAUGAAAUAAAUGAUGACGAUAACAAUGAUGGUGUUGAUGGCAAUGAUGAUAAUCAAAUUCAAUUGCGCAAAAGAGUCAAAUCCGAUGAUCACAUCGAUUAAGUUUCGAAAGCUAUAUUACGAAGAAAUAAAAUGUUCUAAUGCAAAUCACUCGCUUCUUAUUGUUAAAUAAUUAUUAUAUAAAUAAUUUAGGUCAUUUUGAAAUUUAUCAUAUGCAUUCAUUUAAGAAUCUCUAAAAAUUGAAUGAAAUAUUAAUUUAUAUGCUAAUGAGAAUAUAUAUCUGUG
Ceratosolen solmsi marchali is the source of this 8082-nucleotide messenger RNA. It is a transcript of the gene Piezo, whose product is annotated as piezo type mechanosensitive ion channel component. The record is from RefSeq and is a predicted model, not a curated record. The coding region runs from base 136 to 7899 and encodes 2587 amino acids. The transcript is spliced from 38 exons. Gene Ontology annotation, cellular component: membrane. NCBI's taxonomy places the organism in Eukaryota, Metazoa, Arthropoda, Insecta, Hymenoptera, Agaonidae. Gene Ontology annotation, molecular function: mechanosensitive monoatomic ion channel activity.